Molecule: messenger RNA, 3711 nt
Organism: Colossoma macropomum (tambaqui)
Lineage: Eukaryota; Metazoa; Chordata; Actinopteri; Characiformes; Serrasalmidae
Exons: 8
Coding region: 1-3711 (1236 amino acids)
Molecular function (GO): GTP binding
Source: RefSeq, a predicted model, not a curated record
AUGAAUAAACUUCACUUGCCCGGACAACAGAUCGAGUCCCCUGGUUUGUUAGGGUUUGGAUUCUUCAAGUGGUGCCAUGACCCGGAUUGGCCAUCUCAUCUCUAUGCUGUAGUGCUUGGAACACAACAGUGUGCUGCAGCUCCGCAGGCAGAGGUCACUCCAUCCAGUGAAGCUACGUUGGAGAAGAUGGAGGCUGUCAAUGCUUCUAAGGCAACCAGUGUUGCUGCUGUGAAGGAUGAAGUGCCUGAACUGAGGCUUGUUCUGCUGGGGAAGAACAGCUCAGAGAUCAGCAAAGUGGGAAACGUCAUCCUGGGUAGAGACGCAUUUGAUACUGAAGCACCUCCUCCUUCAGGACAGCAGCACAGUGAGAGGGCCAGCGGAAAUGUGGGGGGAAGAUACAUCACCCUCAUUAACACACCUCACCUGUUUGAUCCUCAAAUCUCUGUAGCAGAUCUGACUGAAAGAGUGAAAGAGUGUGUGCCUCUGUGUGCUCCAGGACCUCAUGCGUUUUUACUGGUGCUGCAGUCGGAUAACUUCACAAAGCAAGAUCAGAUCAGAACCAAAAAUAUACUGAGAAUGUACAGCACACUGGCUCUUCAAUACUCUGUACUGUUAACUAUAGGUGAAGACCAUGGUUUGAGUUUCUACUUGUCUCUGUUUGUUAGUGACUGUAAUGUGAGACAGCACGUUCUUCAGCUUUUGGAGAAGAUAGAAGAGAUGGUGAAGCAGAAUGGAGGAGACCACCUGACUAGUGAAAUUGACCAAUCGCUUGAAGUUGAAUCAACAGCAGAGAAGCACUCUGCAGCACCUGGAAGAGGCCACGCUGAAAAAGAACACAGGAUUGUUCUGUUUGGAAAGAAAAGCUCAGAGAUCAGCAGAGUGGGAAACUUCAUCCUGGGCAGAGACGUGUUUGAUACUGAAGGACCACCUCCUUCAGUAGAGCAGCACAGUGAGAGGGCCAGCGGAAAUGUGGAGGGAAGAUACAUCACCCUCAUCAACACACCUCACCUGUUUAGCCCUCCCGUCUCUGAAAUGGACCUGACUCAGAGAUUAAAAGAGUGCAUGUCUCUGUGUGCUCCUGGACCUCAUGUGACAAUGCUAGUCCUACAGCCAGAUGACUUCAAUGAGACAGACAGAAACCAAGUGCAUGUAAUCCUCAAACAUUUAUCAGGGGAGGCCCAAAAAUACACUCUGGUGCUAACAACACAUAGGCUGCCAUUAGACACUGAGGUGGCUGCAGAUCAAAUUGAAGAGAGUGUUUCUCAGGUUAUUACAGACUUCAGCAACAGGCAUUUUGAGUUUGGCAGUGAAUGCAGUCAUUCUGCUCUUGUGGAGAUGAUGAACAAUAUAGUUGAAGAGAAUGAAGUGUCUCAAAGGCUGAACUUGGUUCUGUGUGGGAGUAACAGAGUGUUGAAGUCCCCCAUAUCAGAUCUUAUACUUGGUCAGAGAGAGCAAAGUCCAGAGCCCAGUUCAGUGUGUGUGAAGCGGGAGGGAGAAGUAUUUGGACGUCUGAUCACUCUGGUGGAGAUGCCAGCUCUCUACAACACUCAGCUGUCAGAAGAGAAAGUUAUGCAGGAGACUCUUCAGUGUGUCUCUCUUUGUGAUUCUGGAGUUCAUGCUUUUCUCCUCAUCAUUCCUGAGGGCCAAGUCACUGAUGAAGACAAUGGAGAAAUAGAAAAGAUCCUGAGAAUAUUUAGCUCCAAAGUCAGUGAUCAUUUAAUAAUUCUUUUUACCAUGGAGAAUGCUGCGAUGGAUGUUGUAGAACAUAUCAAGGAAACAAAAUCCCCUUUUGCCAUUUAUGGACAAAAGUACAGAAUACUGGAAUUGAAAGUGGGAAAAAAUCCCAAACAAGUUCCAGAGCUGUUGGAUGAAAUUGAGAAAACAAUGAAAACAAAGCCAUAUUCUCUGCACAUGUACAUAAAAGCGCAAGAGGAAAAAAUCCAAACUCUAAAAGAUACUCAAAGAAAAGAGCUGAGUGAAAUGGAGAAGAAAACCCCGGAAUUAAAGGCAAAGAUCCAAUUAGAAGGAUAUGAAGACGAACUACUGGAUUUGAGGUGCUUGAGGAUGAUACUCAUUGGAAGAACAGGAAGUGGAAAGAGUGCAACAGGAAACACUAUCCUGGGAAGAGAUGAAUUUGUGAGUGAAGCUAGUUUGGAUUCUGUGACAAAGGUUUGCAACAAAAGAGUUGGUGAAGUUCAGGGGAAGUCAGUCACUGUUGUUGACACUCCAGGACUGUUUGACACCGCACAGUCAAAUGAAGAAAUACCAGAAGAAAUUGUGAAAUGCAUCUCAAUGUCAGCACCUGGACCUCAUGCUUUUCUCAUUGUAACGAGUUUGGGAAGAAUUACCCAAGAAGAAUUAGACCCUUUACAUCUGAUAAAAACGGUCUUUGGUCCAAAGGCUGCAAUGUUCAGCAUAGUGCUGUUCACUGGAGGAGAUGAGCUGGGAAAUCAGCCAAUAAGUCAAUACAUAGAGGAAUGUAAAAAUGAACAAAUCAAGAAACUGCUCAGAGACUGUGGAAAUAGGUUUGUAGUGUUCAAUAACAGAGAAAGAGAAGACCACACUCAAGUUUCUGAGCUUUUAAGACAGAUUCAAACAAUGGUAAAAUCAUACACAGACCAAUACUUUACAAACAACAUGUUUCAAGAGUCAGAAAUCUCCAUCAAAAAGAAAAUGGAAGAAAUUUUGAAAGAAAGAGAGAAAGAGAUUAAAGCUGAAAAGGAGAAAAUGGAAGAAAUUCUGAAAGAAAGAGAGAAAGAGAUUAAAGCUGAAAAGGAGAAAAUGGAAGCCCAAUACAUCAGCAUAAUGAAAGAGAUGAAGAAGAGACUGGAGGAAGAAAAAAUCAAGGGUGGUGAAGAAAAACAGCAAAUGGAGAGAAAGUUCAGAGAAAAGUUGGAAGCUCUCCAAAAAGAGUUUGAGGAAAAAAAUGAAAUAGAGAAGGAGAAAAGGGAGACGGAUGACAAGGCAACGUCAGAGGAUAAAAAAAAACAAACGGAGAAAUGGCACCAGAUACUGAAAGAGGUAGAAAUAAAGAAUAACAAGCAGAGAGUUACAUUUGAAAAACAGCUAAAUGAAAGGGAUGAAGAAGAUAAAAAGAGGGAAGAGAGAUAUAAACAAGACGUAGAGAAACUCAGAAAUGAGCAAAAGCACACUAUGGAGGAGCUGAUAAGGACACAAAAGGAAGAGCUUCAAAGGAGAGCUUCAGAGGAGCACAGAAGGAGAAAAGAAGAAGAAGAAGAGAGGCAGCGUUGGGAGAGAAAAAUAAAAGAGGCUGAACAUGAGAGAAAAGAGAUUCGAGAGGACCUAAAGCAAAAGCAGAAGGAAUGGGAAGAAGAGAAGAAAAGACAGCUGAAGGAACGAGAGGAAGAAGAUCAUUUAAGAAAACAGAGACACACAGAAGAGCUCAGAGCAAAACAAGAAGAACAGAAAAGAACGAGAGAGAAAUUUGAAAAGGAGAUAGAUUAUGAAAGACACAGAAGAGAAGAAGAGAAACAUCAAUGGAUGGAAGCAGUGAGAAAAGAAAGAUCCUACGUCAGGGUUGGAGAAAUGCAUGUGGCUAAUAAAGUGACCCUGAGUCACCCUGAGUGUGUGAAGGAGGCUAUCACAGGUCCUUCCUUCCCACUGCUUUUGGACUGUACAACCAGCACUGUUCCCAGUAGAACCUCCUCCCUCCACCCUUGUCAGACUUCAUACACAGGAGGCAAACUCUGA